AUGGUUCAACCUCAGCAAGAGCCGGCCCUGAGCCGCCUCGAGGUCAAAUGGAAUGGAGGCUUGAUUGCGGCGUCCAUUGCAGUGUCCCUCUUGGGCGCCUUCACCUCGACUCAGAUGAUGUGUCAAGCGCGGACGUCGCGAUACUUUUCAGGCGUCUUUGUUUGGACUAUACUUGGGAGCUUGACCUUCGGCUUCUGUUCCAUCUGGUGCCUCCACUUCAUUGCCAUGCUGGCGUGCGAGCUUCCGCUGCCAAUCGGGUUGAAUGUCCCAUUAACGGUCCUGAGCGCGGGUUUGGCCGUCAUAUUUACUUUCGUGGCGUUGGCCGCAGACCUGAUGCGCGAUCGUUAUCUACGUCUUGUUAAGAAGAGGAAACAGAAGGCUCUCAAGCGGGAAAGAAGGAAGAAACCAACAAGGGAGGAUGUCAAUGGUAGCUCAGAUGCCCUUCUGGGAACGAGGACCUCAGGGGAAAUUGAAGAGGAGCGGGUCAGAGCGCCCGGUCAUUCCAAUGGCCCUGCCGACCACAGUCCUCUAACCCGUGACAGUGGUGCAAGUAUGACGCUCGGUCUCUUGGAGGACCAUUUCACCGGGGGUACCGUCAUAGAAUCGUCUCGAUCGCCUCAGCACCUUCAACCGCCAUUAAUCCAAAAUGAGUCUCCCCUCGAGGACGAUUCUACUCGCGACACUGAAAGCUGCCAAAGGAGCUCGGAGGAAGGGGAGCGUUCUCGACGGUCAUCUUCGACAAACCAUUCCGACGGUAGUAGCCUCGGUCUUCCUGGCUUCAUGAGCUUCAAAUUCACUAAGAGUACCACUACCACCACAACAAAUGUCCUCCUUGGGGCAGCUGAACUCCUGUACCAUGGAGCAACACUGCCGAACUUUUGUAAGGGUUUCAUAUGGAGCUUGGCAAUCACCACUAUGCACUACGUUGGUCUAUUGGCCUUGGAAAUUCCCAAAGGCCACGUUACCCUCCAACCGUUCAUUGUCCUCCUCUCGGCAUUGAGCAGUUGGUUGGUCUGCACCUUGGGUUGUAUACUGAUGCCCCAAAUCGAGGUCAACCUGUCCCAGCAGCUCCUUUUCUCGGUAGUAGCCGCAGCUGGGGUUGCCGCAAUGCAUUUUACUGGAAUGUGGGCGACCACCUUUUGGUCUCAGGCCAAGCCAACGUUGGAACGAGGAUAUCCUCCGGAUCUAGCAGUAGCCGUCACUAGCAUUGCUAUUCUGACCUGCCUGCUUGCAAACGGUCUUCUCGCGCAUUCGGCGACUCUUGCUCGGAAUAAGUUGGCUGAAAUCGUCCACACUCGGAGGAAACUCUGGGCCGCAAUCGCUCAAAAAGAGAAUGCGGAAGCAGCUGCGGCAGUAAGGAGCGAGUUUAUAGCGAGCGCCAGUCAUGAAAUCCGGACCCCCUUGCAUCAGCUGCAAGGCUACAGUGACUUGUUGUCGCGAACGGAACUGAGUGAGGAGGCCCGUCUACUCCUCCUUGCCAUACAGCAAGCGACGAGAUCUCUCUCCAUGAUCACGACUAACGUCCUUGACUGGUCUCGGUUAGAAAAGGGAGAAGCUGUUUGUCGACCCACCAGCCUCGAUCUCCGCAAAGUGUGUGAGUCUAUCCUGGCGAUUUUGCCUAACAAGGACGAGGAUUUUGGUACUGAAUUGAUGAUUGUGGUGGCGCCCCACGUUCCAUCAUCGCUUUUCCUGGAUGAGACUUACCUACAACGGAUCUUGAUGAACUUACUUACAAAUGCUCUAAAGUUCACGCAAUCUGGCUAUGUGCUUCUGCUGGUGGAAAUCAAGGACAUGGACUUGGCUAUCACUGUUAGAGAUUCCGGAUUUGGCAUCCCUGAGUCAUUCUUGCCACAGCUUUUCGAACCAUUCAAACAGGCCCAAACCCGAGGCGCCGAGAGAGGGACUGGUCUCGGCCUAGCCAUCAUUAGGCAGCUACUGCAGAAAAUGGAGGGAACAAUUUCUGUGGAGAGCAAAUGCCACCAGGCGGAAAACGUGGGAUCAGAAAAGUGCGGCAGCACCUUCACCGUCACCAUUCCAAUCCAUCCAUCAACCGAUACACCGCAUGCCUUAGGCUCCUUAGGUCCCAAUCGCCGGAUUGCCUUGCUGCAGGACUGCAAUGCUCGAUUUGCGGAAGGACUGCAACUAGCUUGGAAGGCAUUUGACUUCGAGUUAACCCGAGCAGAUCCGAAUGAUGAAAUACCCGACUCUUUUGGGUAUAUCUGGACAGACUUGGUGUUUCUGACAAGUCACCCACAACUCCUUGAGCGAGUACUUGGCCUUCGGCACCAACUUGUCAUUUUGUCCUAUGACUCGCAGAAAUUGGUUGAUGAAGCCCUUGGCUCUGUCCCUCCGCCACACGUCAUACCGGUUAAAAGACCAUUCCUGUGGCAUCGCAUGGUCGAGAAUUUGGUUUGGGCAGCCCGUACCGGUAGGUCAUCGAUUGAUCGAUCCGUGAGAUUUGCCCCUGUGGUCGACGUGGUGGACAACGAGAACUCGGGGCAAACUCACGAGACCAAAACACUGAGCGGUUCGACGGUGCUAUUGGUAGAAGACAACAAAAUCAAUCAAAAGCUUGGGGUGAAGAUGUUGAACACGCUCGGCUACGAUGUUAUAGUCGCAGAUGACGGUCAAGAUGCCAUUGAUAAGCUUGUCGCACAUGACCGGGACAUAGAUAUCAUUCUGAUGGAUCAGUCGAUGCCACGUAUGGAUGGCAUAACGGCGACAAAGCGGAUUCGAGAGAUGGAGAACCAGGAGUUAUUGGGGCCACUCUCUCGAACCAAGCGACCCAUCAUUAUGGUGACUGCGGUUGUCGGUCCAGACGCACAAGCACUUUGCAUGUCGGCAGGUACAGAUGCAUUCCUUCCGAAGCCGCUGGCUAUGUCCAAGCUCGAGCACACGCUAAAAAAGUUCCUGGGCUGA
Messenger RNA from Cladophialophora bantiana CBS 173.52, 2919 nucleotides. RefSeq lists its product as uncharacterized. Gene Ontology annotation, molecular function: phosphorelay sensor kinase activity. The transcript has a single exon. Lineage: Eukaryota; Fungi; Ascomycota; Eurotiomycetes; Chaetothyriales; Herpotrichiellaceae. Gene Ontology annotation, biological process: phosphorylation; phosphorelay signal transduction system. The record is from RefSeq and is a predicted model, not a curated record. Bases 1 to 2919 code for a protein of 972 amino acids.